UAAAUCAUACGAGUUUCAUCCCAAAGUUUCUCAUCACAAAAUCUUGAAAGCAAAUCAAGCAUUUCCCAAUCCCUUUGUAUAAUCAAAUAAAAUUUUGUCCAUGGCCAAGAAACCUAGCAUGGGUCGUCAAAAAAUCAAAAUCGCUAAAAUAGAGAUAAAAAAUCACCUACAAGUUACGUUCUCCAAACGACGAUCAGGGCUCUUCAAGAAGGCUAGUGAACUUUGUACGCUUUGCGGGGUUGAGAUUGCCAUUGUAGUCUUCUCUCCGGCUGGAAAAGUGUUCUCUUUUGGUCACCCUAAUGUCGAGCCCAUAAUUGAAAGAUUUAUUGCCAGAAAUCCUUCUCCAAAUCCUAAUUCAUUCCACAUUCUUGAGGCUCAUAGGAAUGCCAGUGUUUGUGAACUCAAUUUGCAACUGGGACAAAUUCUUAAUGAGUUAGAAAUUACAAAAAAAAGAGGUGAGACAUUGGAUCAUAUGAGAAAAAAUAGCCACAACCAUUAUGGGUGGGAAGGCUCUUUCAAUAAACUAGGGCUACACGAACUUAAACAGUUAAGGGAUGCCAUGGAGGAGUUGAAGAAAACUGUGACUACUCAGGCUACUAAGUUCAUGUCAGUAGUGACUAAUCCGUCUUCAUAUUUUGUGUCGACUGGCACCGGAAUUUUCGAUCAAUACGAGAGUAAACCAACUAAUCCCGUGUUUGUGGGUCCUGUUAACAAUAAUUUUGGAUAUUGUCAUGGAUUCUUCUGA
Messenger RNA from Olea europaea var. sylvestris, 745 nucleotides. Its product is annotated as agamous-like MADS-box protein AGL61. Gene Ontology annotation, biological process: regulation of transcription by RNA polymerase II. Bases 101 to 745 code for a protein of 214 amino acids. Gene Ontology annotation, molecular function: protein dimerization activity; DNA-binding transcription factor activity, RNA polymerase II-specific; RNA polymerase II cis-regulatory region sequence-specific DNA binding. Lineage: Eukaryota; Viridiplantae; Streptophyta; Magnoliopsida; Lamiales; Oleaceae. The record is from RefSeq and is a predicted model, not a curated record. The transcript has a single exon.